Messenger RNA from Amoebophrya sp. A25, 1715 nucleotides. The record is from the annotation of a GenBank genome assembly. Lineage: Eukaryota; Dinophyceae; Syndiniales; Amoebophryaceae.
GUUUUUAGUCUUUUCUAAAAAAGCAUGAAUAACUCCACAGUCGAUAUCUCUUUCUACUAAGUAGUGAGUUUUAACUUUAGGCUUGUCCAAGUAUUUCUUUAUGCUGAAUUCAUUCUCGCAUUGAUCGACGUACUUCGUUUCACUUCCACCCCGUCUACCUUAACAGAAAUCUUCGGUAUCGACAAAUUCAAUUAACUGAUACAAAAAGACGCAAGAAUCAUGAAGCGUACCGGUAGUAUACCUCCUGUGCCUUUCGUGCGGUCCACCGGAAAUAGGGACUCGCCUGUCAGACUAGUGGGCGGUCCGCCACCUCGUGUAUCCGUGAGCAUGUUUUCAUUGCUUGUUGGUGGCACAGUUUCCUACCUCCUGGAACAGGUGGAAGACACGCAACAACUUGAACAGAGGCUAGCGGACCUAGGCAGGCGCAUUGGUUUUCGAAUAUACGAUCUAUACUUUAUGGCUCGAAGAAGUGCUUUCAUCUGAAAUUCCUCUUAGUCGAGUUUAAAUUUUAGGAUCGGGGAAACUGGUCAUCCAUAUCCACCUGGUCCUACAGCUGCUACUAGAUGUUGUACCAAUCUGCAGGGAUGGAAAAAGUCGUUCACCUCCCUAGCUUCUUUUCAUCAGCGUAAGUAGGAAAAAGCGACCAAGACCACAAUGUCAAUCUUCUCUGUUUGCUCUAAGCAGUGUAUCAGACACGGUGUGGCCCAGCCUGUGAAGAUAAUACCAUUCUUGCAGUUUGUUGCAGACCGCGUCUGGACACGACUUUUCGGCCACGCAGCAGAGGUUCUGCGCGGUGGUGAAAACGAGUACCAGUUGGCCGAUAACAAAGGGAACCUGUUUCAUCGGGUAAUCAUGCUUACAUUACUCGGACAUCCAUCAAGUUUUUGAUCUCAAUCUAUGCAUCAUGAUCAUCUGGGAAACGGUAAGGACAGGGAAACUACAUGCUUAUACUGCUCAAACAAAACAUGUACACGAUCAAAUUCUCCUCUACUUUUCCACGUGAGCACGCAGUCGGAGGUGAGUUCUGCAUGAACAGGAUGAUCAAACUUAUCUUGUUCAUGUCAGGUCGUCUCUACAACCGAAUGCAACUUGGGUUCCUAUGCAGCAGGAAUGGUCCAUGGGAUGCUGAUAAUGGCUGGUUUUAGCGGCAGGGUAACAGCGCACCACACCAAUCUCAACAACGUGCUAAAUCGUGGCCUGAUUCUCGUCAUCGAACUUGAUAACGAUCGAUGACACUGAAUCCACCCCAAUACUGAGAUUAUAGUAUCAAAGGUGACGGUUGAGGAGCAGGAGCUGCGAACACAUUAUUUAAUGGACAUGAUAGUCAAAUCAUAUCUUCAUAUUCAAGAUGAAUGAAAAUUAAGGCUGGCCUUGGGCGCACUCCCUUGAUUUUUAAUCCAACUCCCUCGUCUGCAUCCGAGUUGAUGUUCGGGACAGGGACGAAGAAGAUUAUGCACGGCACAUGAAAUUGAAAAAUGCACAUCACCUGCGAUGCUCAUGGGUCUGCUUCUGAUGUCCAAGGGUUGACUGAGUCGCAUGACGAUCACUGAGAUCCAAUUGUCAUGAUUUUCCUGAUUAAUGAUCCUGGAGCUUUUUUUGGGGAAUGCCAAUAUAGGUAUAGUAUAUAUUUAUAAUAUGCAUGAAGUUUUAUACUAAGUAAUGCAGAAGCUAAUUUUGGAUUUGAUAAUUAUGGGCUUCAUUUUCACAAUCCCUAG